Molecule: messenger RNA, 3982 nt
Organism: Schistosoma mattheei
Lineage: Eukaryota; Metazoa; Platyhelminthes; Trematoda; Strigeidida; Schistosomatidae
Source: the annotation of a GenBank genome assembly
AUGGAAUUACUUGUAUUAUCUCAAAUGUACAGAAUGAUUUUAAUAACAUUCUACAUUAUUAUACAUAUUAAUCAUUUAUUUUCAUUGGAUACUUUCAAUUCCAAAGAGACUAGUAACUUAAAAAAACCAAUCAUUAUUGAAGCACCAAAUGAUCAUAUUACUAAUGAGAAUAUACUAGAAUUUACAUGUAAAGCUGAAGCUAAUCCAAAACCUUUAAUUAUCUGGUAUAAUGCAAGUACAAAUCAACCACUUGAAGAUAAAUUACAAACGAGUAGUUAUCAAACAAGUAUACAUGUGAAUAAACACUUAGGUAAAUUAUUGAUCUCUAAUCCAAUACCAGGAAAAUCUUAUUCUGUUUACUGUAAUGCAUCUAAUUCAAUUGGUUGGGUAAUAAGUGAUCCACCUGUGAUUGGAGCAGUUGUUUAUUUAAAUUUCGAAUUUUAUUUAAAUCCAUCCAAUACUGAAGCUGAUGAAGGAACUAAUGUAACACUUGAAUGUCUACCUCCAAAAGGUUUUCCAAAACCUCAAAUUUUAUGGAUCAAAGAUAAUAAAACUAUGAUCAGUGAAGAUAAAAUACAAAAUUCUCAUGAUUUAGAUUUUUCAAAUGUUAAAAUUAUGCCAAAUGGUAAUUUAAGAAUCCAUUCAGUUAGUAUUAAAGAUACAGGAAAUUAUGUUUGUAUUGCAAUGAAUCCAAUUGGACAAAGACUAUCUCAAUCAGCCUAUUUACAUAUUAAAUCAUUGGAUCAUAAAUAUACAACUCCAAAACAUAUUCGAAUAAGACAAGGUCAACAAGUCAAGUUAAUUUGUCCAAUUCAUAAAAAUCAAUCAAUAAAAUGGAGUCGUAAAUCAAAACAAUCUCUCAUUAUAUCUGAAAGAAUUCAACAAAUAAAAAAAGAUUUAAUCAUUCAUCGUGUACUACAUUCGGAUUCGGAUAUUUACAUGUGUACUACAUUGAAUGGUGAAAUAAGUGAAAUACAUCUUAUUGUUGAAACACCACCAAUAUUCUUAAAAUCACCUGUUGAUUUACUCUUAAAUAUUGGUGAUAAAGCUAAAUUUAUAUGUAUAGCUAAUGGUAAUCCUAAACCUGGUAUUUAUUGGGAAUUACCAGAUAAAACUCCAAUUUUUCCAACAGAUCAUAAUUCAUUACAAUCUACAUCAUCAUUAAAUAGAUAUAUUGUUCAUACUAAUGGUACAUUAGAAAUUAAUUCAGUAACAUUAAAAGAUGCUGGUAAAUAUUAUUGUAUUGCACAUUCAUCUAUUGACAUGGUACAAACAAGUGCUAUGUUAAGAAUAAAACUUAAAAUUAUUUAUCCUAAUGAAUAUCCAAAUUCAAAUGAUCAUAAUAAUAAUAAUAAUAAUAAUAAGGAAUACUUUGAUAUUCAAAUUUUACAAAUUAAUAAUUUACAAUUAAAUGAUACUGGUCUAUAUACAUGUCUAUUAAUAGAUCAUCAAAAUAUCAGUUAUCAAAUGACAAUGCUAUUAAAUGUAUUAUUAUAUAAAAUCAAUAAAACAAUUAUUGAUUAUUUACAAGAAUAUCCAAUAACAUCACCAAAUCAUUUAUAUAUUAUUAAUAAAACAGAACAAACAAUCACAUUAACAUGGAAACCACCAUUGAUUUAUUAUAAUAAAUAUAAUUAUGAUCAAUCAAUAUUAUCGAUUAAUUAUUGGAUUGAAAUAUAUACACCUAAAAAAUUAUAUGAUGGUUGGUUAAUCAUUGAACGUAAUUGGCCAAUAAAUAUUAUUACAUUAAAUGGUUUACAAUAUAAUAUACCAUAUUAUAUCAUUAUACGUGCUAGAUUAGGUAAUGGUCGUAUAGGAUGGGCAAGUUAUCCAUAUGGACCAUUAAUCAUUCAUAAAAAUCAAUAUAUUACAAAAUCAAUAGAAAUUAAAAAUAUUCAAUUAACUGUAUUAUCCCCUAAAUCAAUACAUAUUAGUUGGAAUCUAUAUGAAUAUGCCUAUAUCUUAUCACAAAUUCAUGGUUAUAUUAUAUAUUAUCGUCAUGUAGAACAUAUGAAAUGUUUACAUGGCAACUAUUUACAUAAUGUUCAUUUAAUGAAACAUUAUUGUAGUUUAAAUCCUAUCAAUUAUCAUACAUCUAUUAAUAAAGAAUAUGAACAAAAUAAUACCGAUUCUAUUACAUCAUUACCUGGUGUUAUAUCAACUAUAACAAUAGAAGAACAUUAUAGGAUAAAUGAUAAUGAAUUAAAACAACCUAUUAAUCAUAAAGUAACAACAUUAUUAAAUAAAUUAAAACCAUUUCAUUGUUAUGAAAUAGAAACUACUGAUAUAUUUACACAUACAGCAUUGACUUAUGAAACUAGUCCAUUAUCACCACCUAGAAACAUAAUUAUAAAUUGGUUACUAGAUAACAACAACAAUAAGAUAGAAGUGAAUUGGUUACCACCACCUAUCUCUGAUUGGAAUGGUAUUAUACUUGGUUAUAUUAUAUAUAUACAUAAUGAAUUAUUAAAUUUAUAUCAGAAUAUGAAUGUUAGUUCAAAUCAUAGAAAGUUAUUAAUUCAUUUAAAUAAAUUACCAAAAUUAUUUCAUAUUCAAUUAGCUGCUUAUACAUGUAUUGGUAUUGGGAUUAAAAGUGAAUCGAUCAAAAUUGAUCUCGAUCAAAAAAUCAAUUUACAAAAAAACGAUCAUGAAUUAUCGAUCAUUAAAACUAUUGAAGAUCUCAAAUUAUCAUCAUCAUCAUCAUCAUCAUCAUCAUCAUCUUCUAUAUUCACAAAUGAUUCAAUAAACGAUCAUAAAUUAAUUCAUCAAUCAUGGUUUAUUAGUGUAAUGAUGAGUAGUUUAUUAGCAUGGUGUAUUUUAUUCACUGUAUGUCUUAUAUGUUGGUUACAUCGUAAUAAAUUUUGUAAAAAACAAUUGACAUAUCAAUUAUCACAAUCUACUAAUGUAGAUCAUAAACAUUGUAAACCAAAUACAAAUAAUAUCAAUGAUCAAUCUAUGAUACAAACGAAUGGUUAUUCAAAUCAUCAUCAUCAUCAUAUAAGUAAUAGAUCUAUAACUAUAAGUAGUAGUUCAGGUGAACAAACAUUUGACAUAAAAACCCAACCUCAAAUUUCCUAUUUAUCCAUUAGACAAUCAUCAGAGAAUAAUUCAAAUGAUAGUUCAAAGAGUUAUGGUUUACAAUAUACAGAAUAUUCCGAUGAAUCACAUAUGAGAUCUUCAUCUAAGACAAUGGGUCAUUUCCGUACAGGGAAUAACAUGAUCGGAAAUCCUAUAAACAAUAAUAAUUCUAUUAAACCACAAUUAUUUCAAACAGUUACUAGACAAUUUACUUCAAAUUCACCAUAUUUUACUAAUGAUAUACAUGAUCCUAUCAAAACAAAUUCAUUACAUUUUACAUCCCCAUCACAAACUAGUUCUGAACCAUUUGAUUCAGCUAUUUAUUUAGAACAAAUAUCAAAUAAACAACAACAUUUGAAUGAUUCAUCUGGUUCUAUAUUAACACCGCCAACAUUAAUCACUACUAUCAAUGAUGAUCAAAUGAAUGAUUGUAUAAAUGAACAAAUUUAUUCACCUAUUGUAACACCAUAUGCAACUGCAUCUAUUAUACCAAAUGAAAAUUGUGAUAUUGGAUUACAAUCACCAAAACAACAAACUCAUUCAAAUAAUCCUAACCAUACGAAUCAUCAUCAGCAGCACCAUCAUCAUCAUCAUCAUCAGCAGCAGCAGCAGCAUCAUCAGCAGCAGCAGCAUCAACAACAACAGCAUCAUAAUCAUCUUAUCAAUGAUAAUACUUCACAAAAUAUGUACAUAACAUGUAUGGAUUUAUCUAAUUGUCAAAAAGCUACUAAUAUACCAAGUUGCUUAUAACUACUACUUAUAUACUUACAGUCAAUUUAAUGCUAAUUAUAUAAGAUUGAUAAUGUUUAUCAUAUGAAAACUAUUAUUGUUAUUAAACUUAUUCUAAGUAAUACAAUGUAAUUACUUAAUAUUCUCAUGUUUAUAUAUAAAUAUAUACAUAUAC